Molecule: messenger RNA, 867 nt
Organism: Mytilus californianus (California mussel)
Lineage: Eukaryota; Metazoa; Mollusca; Bivalvia; Mytilida; Mytilidae
Exons: 6
Coding region: 40-807 (255 amino acids)
Source: RefSeq, a predicted model, not a curated record
AUCAAUAGUAUAAAAAAAACAAUAUUAGACAAUUUCAAAAUGGUGAGGGUAAGACGAGGUCGUUUUACUCUUUCAGCUAAUAUUAUCAUGACAGCUUCCUUAAUUACAAGGACUCUGUCUUUUGGAUUUAUAAUGAUGGCAAUCUACAUCAAAGUUGGCGAUGAUAUUCUGGAUGAAGACGUCAUUAAAGUUGUGGACAUGCAAGACGUAGCCGGCAUGCCCCUUGGAACAACAGUGAAAUCGAUUGUAUUUUCUCUAAUUGGGGUUUUUAUGCUGGAAGUACUUACUGGAAUAUUUGGUUUAUGGGGAGCUAUUGGGCGAAGUAAAAAGAUGUUAACAAUCACCGUGCUGAUGAGUUCAUUGAUGAUUAUAGUAUACAGUAUAUACUUAGUGAUUAUAUACGUCUUAUAUCAUAAGAAGUCAAACCUGAGAGAUACCUUAAGCACUUAUACCGCAGCAUAUGAAGCAAGUUCAACUCAUAUUUCAUCUUCAUAUUUUUCUCACACAUUUCCGAAUUUUCUGUCAAAGCUAGGAUGUGAAAGAAGAGGACAGUCCGGUAUUUAUUACUGCUAUGAAAUCUAUAAUGAGCAACUCAGUAGCUACCUGCAUAUAUAUUUUGGAUUGAUUGUCACGUGUAUUGUUUGCCAGGUUGUUACCAUAGUUGCUGUAGAAUAUACAUUUAGGAAAUUUGAAUUCAAAGAAAAGAAACCAAACCUUACAGACAACAAGUACUAUUUGUUGUUGACUAUACAACAUGGGAUAUUCAGAAAUAUCUUAUUUUUUGCUAGAGAUAACUGGAAAAGGUGAAUAAAGUCAACAGUAGUAUUCCGCUAUUCAAUAGUCAUAAUUCGAUUAAGCAAAACCAAA